This is a messenger RNA of Cryptococcus wingfieldii CBS 7118, 2364 nucleotides long. RefSeq lists its product as hypothetical. Gene Ontology annotation, molecular function: transcription corepressor activity; protein binding. The coding region runs from base 1 to 2364 and encodes 787 amino acids. Gene Ontology annotation, biological process: regulation of transcription by RNA polymerase II. Gene Ontology annotation, cellular component: Set3 complex. NCBI's taxonomy places the organism in Eukaryota, Fungi, Basidiomycota, Tremellomycetes, Tremellales, Cryptococcaceae. The transcript is spliced from 5 exons. The record is from RefSeq and is a predicted model, not a curated record.
AUGCUCCCCCCAGAUCCCCCAAAGCUCUCCCACCGCGACAUCGAUCCCAACGAAGACCUCUACGACGACGAUGUUGAUAUCAACUCGGACACUGAAAACACGGUCGAACUGUCGUCUACAGAGAUAAACAUCCUCAUCUAUCUCUAUCUGCUGGAAAGCAACUUUACACAUACAGCGUUUACGCUCUUGUCCGAGUCGAACCUCCCCUCGACGACUCUGUUCCAGCACUUUAACCCCUCCUACCCAACACCUUCAUCCUCCUCCUCCGCCGCCACUUCCAAAGCCAACAGACUCAACGCCCGCGCCAAAGACGCCCACCACCGCCCAGACUCAUCCCCCUCCGCCCCCGCCUUCGGCCGUGCAGGCGGCCGGAUCGAGAGGGGUGAGCUGGUGAGAAAGUUGUGGAAGGCGGUCAGGUGGGAAGAGGUGGAAAGGCAUGUGGGGUCUGGGGGGGAGGUGGUGGGGGGGCAGUGUCAGGGCAAGUUUCAUCUGUUGGUGCCGCAUGUUUGUCCGCAGGGGUUUCAGGCGGGGGGGUUGGAGGUGAGUGGGGUUGGGGAGGCGCCGCCGCCGAAGAGGCCUGAGGUUUUCCCUGCACCGGAGGAGCGGGAGAGGAGGGAAGAGAAGGAGAAGGAGGUGGAAAAACCAAAAACCAAAAAGAAAGCCCGCCGACCCAGCUCCUCCCCACCACCCCGGGACCGGGACCGUUCCCUCUCUCCUCCACCCAAGAAAUCAGCACAAGAAUCCAAGAAAGAAAAAUCUCGCAAACGCGCGAGGUUGAGCGAUGGUGGAGAUUCUGAACCAGCCCCUCCAAAGACGAAAAAGAAGGAGAAGGAGAAAGAGAAAGAGGGCGGGCUGAAAGUGCCAACUACAAGCGCUCAAGCGUCUCGGGCUACGACGCCUGGGGAAAGUAGGCCGAAUUCGAAGGGGAAGGAGAAGGAGCCGAAGAAGGUUGAGCUCGGGGAGGAGGUUUCGAGUGUGGCUUGGAAUCCCAAAAACGUCGACCUCCUAGCCAGCGGCUCUAACGACGGUUUCGUCCGUCUCUGGGAAUUCCUCCCUCCCCCAACCUCCUCCUCCUCCCCGCCCAACCCGAACCCAUCUCUAACCCUCCCAACCCGCCCAACCGGUAUCUCCCACAAAGGCAUCGAAUCCAACAAGAAGACCAUAACCGCCGUCGCCUGGCACCCCGACGGCACCAUCCUCGCCACCGGCUCCCAAGACGGUGUCGGCCGGCUGUUUACGCCGAGCGGGCAGUUGCAGGCGAUCAUGAGUUAUGGCAGGGGGGCGGUCAAUGCGAUGAAGUGGUCGCCUUCGGGGAUGGCGAUUCUGGUGGGGAAGGAUGAUUUUACGGUUUGUAAGUGGGUGGAUAGGGGGGGGAGUAUGGCUAUGAAGAUGUGUUUUGAUGCGCAUACUAAGGAAGUGAACGACGUAGAUUGGCUCGACGACGACGUCUUUGCCUCCGCCGGCAACGACCAUACCAUCCUCGUCCACUACGCCGACGACAAACGCCCCAGAUUCACAUUCAAAGGCCAUACCGACGACGUCACGAAAAUCAAGUGGUCCCCGCUUGUACCGGGGAAGCAGGUGACGGAGAGGCUGUUGGCGUCCGUGGCGGAUGAUGGGAGUUGUAUGAUUUGGAAGUUGCCAUAUUAUCCGUCGGGCCGGGGGGGGAGUGUAACCGCAGGAGGAGGGGGCGGGGGGCAGGGGCAAGGGUCGUUUGGGCCGACGGGGAGGUCGAUCUCGCCAGUGAAGAAACAUGAUCCCCUAAGCGACGAGGACGACUAUUUCCAUCAAUCCCAAUCCAACACCCCUCUCCCCGGCUCUGGCGCAGGCAAGGGCAAGGGGACGGGGGUGGAUAAUUGCCUGCAUAGGCUGAGUGUGGUAAGCGGGAGUGAGAAUAAGAGGAUGGACCAGCUCGAGUGGAUGCCCGCGAACGACACGGGCCGCUUGAUCCUCGCCGCGGGAGGGCAAGACGCCACCGUCAAGCUCUUCGACGCUCUCUCCGGUGAGACCCUCCACAUCCUCUCCGGCCUCGAAUCAGGGACAGGCAGCUUGGCCUUCAGCCCCAAGGCGUUCCUCGGGCUGGAAGGGGUGAAGGGGAAGGGCAAGGUUGGGAGACUGGGGGUACUGGCGGGCGGGGGGUGGGAUGGGGUGGCGAGGGUGUGGGAUGUGGAGAGUGGGAGGGUUAUUUGGGGGAUGGAAGUGGAGGAGGAUGAGAAGAAGAGGGAUAUUAGGGAGAGGCCUAUGAUGCUUUCGAUGGGAUGGAGGGAAGAUGGGAAGCAUUUGGCGUGUGGGUUGUUCAACAAGACGUUGUAUAUGGUAAACGUCAUGAAGGCGAUUGGGGGAAAGGAGAAGGAAAGCAAAUAG